Aspergillus pseudoviridinutans is the source of this 2868-nucleotide messenger RNA. RefSeq lists its product as uncharacterized. NCBI's taxonomy places the organism in Eukaryota, Fungi, Ascomycota, Eurotiomycetes, Eurotiales, Aspergillaceae. Gene Ontology annotation, biological process: mRNA processing. The record is from RefSeq and is a predicted model, not a curated record. Gene Ontology annotation, molecular function: RNA binding. The coding region runs from base 1 to 2868 and encodes 955 amino acids. The transcript is spliced from 3 exons. Gene Ontology annotation, cellular component: nucleus.
AUGUUGAAGCCAUUUCAGAUAAGAGAUCUUCAUGGAUCUCCAACACAGGAAGAUGCGUUCACCUCUCUCGACUAUCUCCCACAGGGACACCAUGGUCACAAUACCAGUAGGCGCUCGGGCAUUGUGCAGCUCUCAGCCUCUGACUACGAUGAGAUCGCAUUGUCUCAUCCCCGAGCCCGGCUGACAUACGUGGAUGAUGACGACGGAGACAUUAUCACUGUCGGAUCAUCUCUUGAGCUUUCUCAACGUCUGGACGAGCCUAUAUAUGAUAUGCCAAUCCAGGCAAACCCUACACAAGAAUCCACGAUACCUGAGACCAUGCAUAUCUUCGAUAUUCGCCGAUCUAACUCUGUCACCGAGUUGUGGAAGCGAUUCGAGUAUAAUCCAGCUGGUCGGGAAAUAGAAGGCUCAAAGAACGCCGUAGAAUCGACAACGGACAAAUGUACUUUCCCUCUACAAGACGGCACAGAAUCAAACGCUGAGCCUACAAAUGAGAGUUCUGAAUCGCUUUUGGCAGCCUUUGAAACAGAGAUGGCCAAGAUUCUGAGCGCGUCAGGGCCUUGCAAUACCAACAAUGCAGAAGAGAUUCCUUCUACACAAGUGCCAAACGAGUCGGCAAGCUCUGGCAGACGCACAAAUCCCGCUGUGGCUUUGGCUCAGGCGAUGCACCACCUGAUCAACGGAGCUGAAAUGGUUGGCUCCGAAGUGAGGUCAAGAUUGCCAGAGUUGGAACAUCAGUUAGAGCAUCAUCUACAGAACGCGCAGAGAGUCCUGCCAGAAAACGUCGGGUCGACUGUCCAGGCAGCUCUUGCGAGCCUGGAUGCUCAGAUGAGGAAUCUGACCAAUGCGCUGAACAAUGCAAGCAGUGCAAGGGAUCGGAGAACCAGCAACAUUUUCAGGGGCGAGGUUCCUACACCUGCAGAGGCUGUAGACAGCCUGUAUGCUAUGGCUUCUGAGCUCGGCCAGAUGGGACACACACUAUACUCGGCCUUUGAGACUGAGUUCGGUUCCCGUAUUGGAGCAAGAGAUGCAAGUCAGCCGUCGGAUGAAAGUCUUCAAAAUCCGGCGCCGCCUGACGAAGCUGCGGUAAACCGAGAGCCUUCAGCUGAAGAUUCGGUUUCGAACACUAAGACUGAGAAGGAGGCGACGAUCCCGUUAACCGCUGAAGAACCUGAUACAACUUCAAGAGAGCAGGGAAGUAAAAUCCGAGAGGAGCCGCGGCCAUUCAGCAGCCGGACUGAGGAACCUGGUCUUGCCCAGUGCGUCCCAUCGCAACAGGACGAGCCGUCAGAGCUACCCGAAUCCGUUCGUCAUGGCCCCCCUACGUUUGAUCUUCCUUAUAGACCUCGUCCAUGGCGCCGUUUCCCUCAUCCGCCCCAUUGUCGUUCCCAUCAUCAACAUCAUCCUCAUCCUCACUCUCGUCCCCAUCCGCCUCCCCCUCCCCCGCAACGCCAUCACGAUAUUCAUCCCCAUCCUCACCCUCCUCAUCCUCCUCACCAUCCCCACUACCACCAUCAACAUCAGCCUCUUCCCUUUCCUCCGCCACCCCCACCACAUCAACAUCACCAUAUCCCUCCUCCCCCUCACCCACCUCACCCGUCCCAUCCCUCGCCUAUUCCUCGCCCGCCAUGGGGAGCGCAGGGUGCCUUCCCUCCAUUAUUUCCGCCUCAUCCGCAUGCUCAUGAUCAUUCAUCAUGGCGCUCCGCGUGGCCAUUUUUCCGGCCGCACCAGGAGCACCAGUCCGAAGCGCCAACAGCUGCUACUGGACAAGUGCCCGACGCAGGCGCCGGUGCACUUCGCUCUGCAAACGCAGUGUUGUUCAUUGGCAAUGUAGGGUUCAAUGUCAGUGAAAAGACAAUCAGAGAUGUAUUCGCUGCAAAGGGGUUCCUUGUUGAUGUCCACCUGCCUUUGGACGUCGAAACAAGGAAACAUGCAGGCUUUGGCUACCUGUACUUCCCUUCGAUUCACGCCGCAAGGGCGGCAUUGGAUGCGUUGCAAGGGACACACAUUGAUGGUCACUCUAUCAAUCUGGAACUAAGCGACCAUUCGCCAAUCACGUCCCUCCAUCCUGACCAGGCUCCAGGGUGGGGCGACGCUGGUCGGCCGUCAGAGCUGCACAGCUCAGCCAAUCCAUCAUCAGGAAUAAAGCCUGAGCGGCGCGAGGUUGGACAGGAUGAUGAGGGCAUCACAGCGAGGGAGAAACGACCGAUUCCUCUGAGUGUGGCCGAUUUAUGCUUGAGCGACGAAGGCACAGUUCAAGUGCCAAAAGGAAAAAAAAUCCCGAGCACUACGCCUGACAAUUUCCCCCGUCUCACCCGAGACUUAGAGCACAGCCGCUUUCCUCCCAUGUCUCAAGAAGAUGCUCAUGUUCUAACCCACCACCGUCGAGACACGGACACACCAAAGUUGGGUGCGUCCGCACCCGAGUGUGAUGCGAGCCAUGGGAAUGAUGUCGCUGGCAGAUCGUAUCAACUGCAAAGCACCCCAGGCUCGUUUCCCGACGAUGAUGGCGAUGAGACGCAGUCAGGUCCAUUCCAAGAACUAGCUCAUAGCGCAGGCACAGGUCAUGAUGAUCACUUGUUGGUGGAUUUCACGACGAGGGAUGCGCCUACGACAACUAUUCCAAUACUUUCGGGCACUCUCGUCCUCAGAGCAUCGGUCCCGGAUGAGAAUGAACAACAGCUUGACCCAAGACAGAGUGCAAUUGACGACUGCGUGGCUAGUCUGAUUGGCCUAGGAUACGAGAAUACACUCGAGGGCGGUAUUCAACGGAUUGCGGUAUAUGCAGCCGCAGCCGACGGCAAGAUAUCAGAUGCUAUUGAGAUGAUUGAGGAAGAACGCAAGGCGUACGAACAGCAAGGUCUUUGA